Psilocybe cubensis is the source of this 687-nucleotide messenger RNA. RefSeq lists its product as uncharacterized. Gene Ontology annotation, cellular component: cytosol; peroxisome; cytoplasm. Gene Ontology annotation, molecular function: thioredoxin peroxidase activity. The coding region runs from base 1 to 687 and encodes 228 amino acids. NCBI's taxonomy places the organism in Eukaryota, Fungi, Basidiomycota, Agaricomycetes, Agaricales, Agrocybaceae. The record is from RefSeq and is a predicted model, not a curated record. Gene Ontology annotation, biological process: cellular response to oxidative stress; cell redox homeostasis; hydrogen peroxide catabolic process. The transcript is spliced from 5 exons.
AUGCCACCGAUUACGCCUUCUUCUCUGAGUGAUUUAAAGAGGCCCCAAGCCUGGGGUGCAGAGCUCAGCCUUCCCAUAUCCCUACCCAUUAUCAUCAUGUCCUCUAUUAUUGCAUCUGCUGGAGAAGCUGCGCACAGUUUUGUCGCCUCUCUACUUGCGCAUGCUCAAAUCAACCCUGGAGACACCAUUCCAAAAACCGAGAUCAAAGAGGAUGCCCCUGACCAGACAGUGCCUUUAGUUCUCACCGGAAAGAAUGUUCUCAUUGGAGUGCCUGGAGCCUUCACAACCCCAUGCAAUGGACACAUUCCCCCAUUCAUCGAAAGCUACGAAGAGUUCAAGGCAAAAGGUGUAAAUGCCAUAUACAUCUUUGGCGUCAACGACACCUUUGUGACCAAAGCGUGGAAGGAGAAACUAGCACCCAACGGAACUCGUGAGAAGCGUCUCAUUAUUCUAUUUGACUCGUACCUAAUCGUUAAACCAACAGCUAUUCAUUUUAUUGCCGAUGAUAAAGCUUCGUUCGUCAGCUCUGUCGGUCUUGCCUUUGAUGCGUCUGGUUUGUUGGGGGGAAUACGCUCAAAACGCUUUGCCAUUGUUACUGAAGGAGACAAAGUUGUUUCCGUUGCUGUCGAGGAGGCGCCACCCAACGUCACCGUCACGAGCGCCCAGUCUGUUUUGGCGUCCCUUUAA